GUAUCUCUGAGCGCGCGGCUCUCUGUAACUGCAAGCGAGCACAGAACCGAGGUAAAACAUCCUCACACAAGACCGUGAAAAAACGACGUUUAGCGGCGUGGACCAAACAUAUAGAGCCUGUUGGGAAUGUAAUGUGGAUUAUUACGCUUUGGGAUAUUUUUACGAAAACUGAGCUAUUGUGUGCUAGACGGGGCAGAGUAACAGUAUGGACUACAUUACCCACAAGGCAUCAUGCAGUCUGCGCUGGUUUCCCUAAAUACAGAAAGAGUCCGACCUGGAGGACCUGUCUGGAUGAUUAAAGUCUGAGGAGAUUCCAGAAGAAAACAGCACCUCAGCAGACACGCAACACCUCAUCUGCUCGUCUCCUCAAGUCGAUCCAUUCCAGGAAACGUGGAAGAAGUACUUUUAUUGUCGCCUGACAGAGAUUGGAUUGUUGUGCAAUGUCACUGGCCUUAUGACUGUUAUUUAAGACUGUUCUCCUCCUAACUCCCUCUCCUCUUUUAGGAUAUUGUUUGUUUGUCGCUGCGUUGAAGAUCUCACCUCUUCUUUAGUAUCUCUGGGCAUACUGUGGGAUGUACUUUGGAUAUACUGACCUUUGAACCAAAGCGAAUUCAAUGAUUUCCUUCUGUUCAGGAUAAUAACCCCAAAUCUCCAGCACUUUUACAAUGAAUUUCUUCAGAUUCCCAGUCCAGUUGCAGCUGCUGAUCAGUACUGUUCUUGGGCCCUGCUUGGGCCUGGAGUUUACAGGGUCGCAAGGCCAGUGGGCACGCUAUCUCCGCUGGGACGCCAGCACCAGAAGUGACCUCAGCUUCCAGUUCAAAACAGACGUGUCCACCGCCUUAAUCCUGUACUUUGACGAUGGUGGCUUCUGCGACUUCCUGCAACUCAUGGUGGUCGAAGGGAAGCUCCAGUUGCAGUUCGGCAUCGACUGCGCCGAGAGCACAGUAGUAUCGGACAAGCGAGUCAAUGACAGCAGCUGGCAUUCUGCCACCCUGAGCAGGUACAACCUGAGAACUGUGCUGGUUCUGGACGGACUGAGCAAAUCGGGCGAGGUGCGGCCACAGAGGCAGUACAUGAAGAUCGUUAGUGACCUCUUCCUGGGCGGAGUCCCUCAAGAUAUUCGUAUUUCUGUGCUCACUCUCCCGACAGUGAAGGAUCUUCCGCCGUUUAAGGGAAUUAUCAGGGAACUGAAGUACAAUAACAAAGAACCUAUUCUGCUAAGCAGCCAGAGGGUCCGCAUGGACAUAGAGGGGAUCUGCAUGGAGAACCCAUGCGAGAAUGGAGGAACGUGCUCCGUUGUGGACGGGGAACCGCUUUGUGAUUGUUCUAAGACGGAAUACGUUGGCCGAUUCUGCAACGAAGAGGCCAACAGCAUCCCAGGAUUUGCACACAUGAUGAUGGCGGAUCAAGCCAAGGGCAAAGCGCGAGAAGAGAACAUGGCCACAUUCAGAGGUUCUGAGUACUUCUGCUACGACUUGUCUCAGAAUCCCAUCCAGAGCAGCAGCGAUGAAAUCACAUUGUCCUUCAAGACCUGGCAAAGAAAUGGCCUUAUCCUUCACACGGGCAAGUCAGCAGACUACGUCAACCUUGCCCUGAAAGAUGGGGCUGUUUCGUUGGUCAUCAACUUGGGUUCCGGAGCCUUCGAGGCCAUUGUCGAGCCGGUCAAUGGCAAAUUCAACGACAAUGCCUGGCAUGACGUGAAAGUCACACGCAACCUCAGACAGCAUUCAGGUAUUGGACACGCUAUGGUGACAAUAUCUGUGGACGGCAUCCUGACUACAACAGGCUAUACGCAGGAGGACUACACAAUGCUGGGAUCAGAUGAUUUCUUCUACGUCGGAGGAAGUCCAAGCACAGCAGACUUACCUGGGUCGCCCGUCAGCAACAACUUUAUGGGUUGCCUGAAAGAGGUUGUUUACAAAAACAAUGACAUCAGGCUGGAGCUCUCCCGGCUCGCCCGCAUCGUGGAUCCCAAAAUGAAGAUCCAGGGAGAUGUGGUGUUCAAGUGCGAGAACGUGGCCACCCUGGACCCCAUUUCGUUCGAGACACCCGAGGCCUACAUCAGCCUACCCAAGUGGAACACCAAACGCAUGGGCUCCAUAUCCUUCGACUUCCGUACCACCGAACCAAACGGCCUUAUUCUCUUCACCCACGGGAAGCCACAGGAAAGAAAGGAUGCCCGUAGCCAAAAGAACACAAAAGUGGACUUUUUUGCAGUAGAGCUUCUGGAUGGAAGUUUGUACCUGCUGCUGGACAUGGGCUCUGGGACUAUCAAAGUGAAAGCCACACAGAACAAGGUGAACGACGGGGCCUGGUAUCAUGUGGACAUCCAACGAGAUGGAAGAUCAGGCACCAUAUCUGUUAACAGCCGUCGCACUCCGUUCACCGCCAGUGGCGAAAAUGAGAUCCUGGACCUGGAGGGGGACAUGUACCUGGGCGGCCUCCCCGAUAACCGGGCCGGCCUUAUCCUUCCCACUGAACUGUGGACUGCCAUGCUAAACUACGGCUAUGUGGGAUGCAUUCGGGACCUAUUCAUUGACGGUCGCAGUAAGGACAUCAGGCAGAUCGCUGAGGACCAGAACGGUGCAGGCAUCAAACCUUCCUGCAACAAGAUGCCAGGCAAACAGUGCGACAGCUAUCCGUGCAAGAACAAAGGCGUGUGCAAAGAAGGAUGGAAUCGCUUUAUCUGUGACUGCACAGGCACCGGUUACUGGUCCCGCACAUGUGAGAGGGAGGCGUCCAUCUUGAGCUAUGACGGGAGCAUGUACAUGAAAGUGGUGAUGCCUACCGUGAUGCACACUGAAGCGGAGGACGUGUCCCUUCGCUUCAUGUCUCAGCGGGCGUACGGCCUGCUCAUGGCCACCACCUCACGCGACUCUGCCGAUACUCUUAGGCUAGAGCUGGACGGCAGUCGCGUCAAACUCACGGUCAACUUAGACUGUAUCAGGAUAAACUGUAACUCCAGCAAAGGACCAGAGACACUGUAUGCUGGACAAAAACUCAAUGAUAAUGAAUGGCAUACUGUGCGCGUGAUCCGGAGGGGCAAAAGCUACAAGCUAACGGUUGACGAUGACGUAGCAGAAGGUCAGAUGGUGGGCGAUCACACCCGGUUAGAGUUUCACAACAUCGAGACGGGUGUGAUGACAGAGCGCCGUUUCGUCUCCAUGAUCCCCUCCAGUUUCAUCGGUCACCUGCAAAGCCUCAAGUUCAAUGGCAUGCUCUACAUCGACCUGUGCAAGAACGGUGAUAUCGACUACUGCGAGCUCAACGCUCGCUUUGGCAUGCGCUCCAUCAUCGCAGACCCCGUGACGUUCAAGUCAAAGAGCAGUUACCUGAGUCUAGCAACCUUGCAGGCUUACACAUCCAUGCACCUUUUCUUCCAGUUCAAGACAACCUCUCCAGAUGGAUUCAUCCUCUUCAACAGCGGGGAUGGAAGUGAUUUCAUCGCUGUAGAGCUGGUGAAAGGGUACAUACAUUACGUGUUUGAUCUUGGCAACGGGCCCAAUGUAAUCAAGGGCAACAGUGACCGAGCUCUCCAUGACAACCAGUGGCAUAACGUUGUCAUCACUAGAGACAACAGUAACAUCCACACACUCAAAGUCGAUGCCAAGGCAGUGAGUCAAGGCAUCAAUGGCGCUAAAAAUCUGGACCUUAAAGGUGACCUUUACAUCGCCGGAUUGGGGCCCAACAUGUAUAACAGCCUGCCGAAACUUGUGGCCUCUAGGGAUGGUUUUAAGGGUUGCCUGGCAUCUGUGGACCUGAACGGACGCCUUCCCGACCUCAUAAAUGAUGCCUUGUUCCGCAGCGGUCAGAUUGAGCGAGGAUGCGAAGCAUCCAAAAGUGAACUUGGUUUCACCAAAGCAGAUCUACAAGGUCCUAGCACUACAUGCCAAGAAGACUCCUGUGCCAACAUGGGGAUCUGCAUCCAGCAAUGGGAGAACUACACCUGCGACUGUUCAAUGACCUCCUACACCGGGACGCAGUGUAAUGACCCUGGAACAACAUAUAUAUUUGGGAAAGGAGGAGGCCUCAUAACCUUUAACUGGCCGGCCAACGAGCGCCCGAGCACCCGUACGGACAGGCUGACAGUGGGCUUUAGCACCUCACUCAAGGAUGGCAUCCUGAUCCGCAUCGACAGCGCCCCCGGCCUGGGAGACUACCUCAUGCUCCACAUUGAACAAGGCAAAAUUGGAGUCACAUUCAACAUCGGAACGUCUGACAUUACUGUUCAGGAGAGCAGCACCACUGUAAAUGACGGCAAGUACCAUGUAGUGCGCUUCACCCGAAAUGGGGGCAAUGCUACCCUUCAGGUGGACAACUGGGCCAUCAAUGAGCACUUCCCCUCAGGUAACAGCGAUAAUGAGAGAAUUCAAAUGGCCAAUAAGAAAAUUCCUUUCAAAUAUGCCCGGCCCGUAGAGGAAUGGCUUCAGGAGAAAGGGCGGCAGUUAACGAUAUUCAACACCCAGGCCACGAUAAGAAUUGGUGGUUCAGACCGCAAGAGGCCAUUUCAGGGCCAACUCUCCGGACUCUACUACAACGGCCUUAAAGUGCUCAACAUGGCUGCUCAGGGUAACCCUAACAUCAAAAUCAAUGGCAGCGUCCGCCUGGUGGGGGAGGUUCCCUCCGCAGGUUCAGCCAGAUCCACGGCCCUCCCCCCGGAGAUGUCCACCACCUUUAUCGAGACCACCACCACCAUGUCCACCACCACCACGAGAAAACACCGCACUCCACCUACAAUACAGACCACGGAUGAUAUGGUCUCUUCGGCCGAAUGCUCCAGUGACGACGAGGACUUUGCCGAGUGCGAAGGACAUGCAGGUGGGCUAGGAGGCGAAUUAGUUUUCCCAAUACUUGUAAAGGAUCCCUUAGAGCUCCCCUCUGUAGCAACUCGUACACCCUCCAUCCCCUUUCCCCCAACCCUCCGCCCCCACCUCACCAUUAUUGAGACCACCAAAGAGUCCCUGUCCAUGGCCACUGAGGCGGGGGUACCUUGCUUGUCGGACCGAGGCAGCGAUGAUUGUGAUGAUGAUGAUGGCUUGAUGAUAUCUGGGUAUGGCUCUGGGGAAGCAUACGACUCUAACCUGCCCCCUACUGAUGAUGAAGAUUUUUACACCACCUUCUCCUUGGUAACAGAUAAGACCUUGUCUUCGUCGACCUUUGAAGGUGGCUACAAAGCUCACGCGCCUAAGUGGGGAUCCAAGGACUUUAGACCUAACAAAGUCUCCGAUUCUGGUAGGACUACUACCACGUCUUUUUCCCCCAAGCUGAGCCGCUCCACAACCACGUCCACGCCACCCAAACUGCCCGCGGGCAAAAUGAAUCACAGGGAGCUAAAGCCCCAGCCCGACAUAGUCUUGCUUCCAUUGCCCACUUCCUAUGAGGUAGGCAACACAAAGCUGAAGAGCCCAUUAAUAACCUCCCCCAUGUUCCGUAAUGUACCCACAGCAAUCCCCACGGAGCCGGGCAUCAGGCGGGUUCCGGGGGCCUCCGAGGUGGUCCGUGAAUCUAGCAGCACCACCGGAAUGGUCGUCGGGAUAGUUGCCGCUGCCGCUUUGUGCAUCCUAAUUCUGCUGUACGCCAUGUAUAAGUACAGAAACAGGGACGAGGGAUCCUACCAAGUGGAUGAGACCAGGAAUUACAUAACCAACUCGGCGCAGAGCAAUGGAGCAGUCAUGAAGGACAAGCAGCAGAGUGUGAAAAGCGGCAACAAGAAACAGAAAAACAAGGACAAGGAGUACUACGUGUGAGAAUGUUGCUCAUCGCUUUGACAGAACUUUGAGCUGUUGGGCGCUGCGCCGAGAGAAGACGACAGGAGUCAAACCCCGGCGCCGCGCUGAGAAGGCGAACUCUGAUGCGAACUGUACCAUAAAGCACACUUACAACCGUAAGCAUACCGCAAAGGUAAAAUAGCAAACAUUAGUGACCUUAUUCCUCUAUCUGGUCGGAGACAUUAUCAGUGUAGAAUAUUCCACAGCUACAUCAUAAUCCUAAAGUGACUUUUAGAGGUAUGUGAACCUUGGCGUAAAUCUCGUUUUUCUUUUCUUUUGUAACUGUAAAAAAAAAAAGAAAAAAAAAAAGAGGAGAACGUUUCAAGCAUGUAAGAGACACAUAGUGCUGACGUCCGUAACGAAAGUGGGACCCAAAAAAUGUUGUUCACGCGAAAAAAGGACUCCUGCCAACAAAAUAAAUAAAUGAAUAAAUAUAUAUAUAAAUAUAUAUAUAAAU
Sinocyclocheilus grahami is the source of this 6225-nucleotide messenger RNA. RefSeq names its product neurexin 3a (gene nrxn3a). The record is from RefSeq and is a predicted model, not a curated record. The transcript has 25 exons. NCBI's taxonomy places the organism in Eukaryota, Metazoa, Chordata, Actinopteri, Cypriniformes, Cyprinidae. The coding region runs from base 666 to 5747 and encodes 1693 amino acids.